AUGAAGGUUAUUGCCUUGUUAUUCAUCUUAGCCGUUUCUACUGUCUUAGCUACAAGAGCAGCCCAGAAAGUUGAGAGAGGCUCUCAAUUGAUCACUCUCUUUGAGGAGCGUCCAGGAACUUACCUCACAAUGUUCUAUGACCACAAUUCUGAUAAGGGAAGAAUUUCCAAAGCCAGAAAUGAUGCCAGAGACCAAAUAUUAGCCAGACACCCAUAUAUUACUUAUAACGAAGUUGAUGUUGACGACUCUGAGUUCCAAGACGUUGUAAAACUAAUUGACCUUGAUAAGGUAGAGUGUGAGCAUAGACCAUCUUUCCUAGUAUUGACCCAAGGACUUGGAUACAUUGCUCAUGGAGAAGACGCCAUCACUGAUAUUGUUAAAAGUUUAUCCUCAAAAGACUGGUAUCUCGCUCAUAGACAUCAAAGAACCGCUGCAGAAGUUGAAGCUGAAAAGGCUGCUGCUAACGGAACCUAACUCUAUA
Molecule: messenger RNA, 481 nt
Organism: Moneuplotes crassus
Lineage: Eukaryota; Ciliophora; Spirotrichea; Euplotida; Euplotidae
Source: the annotation of a GenBank genome assembly